Daucus carota subsp. sativus is the source of this 1489-nucleotide messenger RNA. RefSeq lists its product as uncharacterized. The transcript has a single exon. Lineage: Eukaryota; Viridiplantae; Streptophyta; Magnoliopsida; Apiales; Apiaceae. The coding region runs from base 812 to 1243 and encodes 143 amino acids. The record is from RefSeq and is a predicted model, not a curated record.
UAAGCGUGGCCAGCCAGCUCAAAGUACUCGCUGCUUAAAUAUGAUUAUAUGAACGAAGGCGGAAGGACAAGCAAGAUGGAUGUACUCGUACAUCUACGGCAACUUUAUAUGGUUAGGCCUGUAACAAAAAAUUCACUUUCACUUUUGAACCCACCUCCAAAUUACCGCUGCUCCGUGAAAACCAGUUUGGUCUUUUCACCUUUUUGUUCACGCACUCAGAUGGGUCGAGAGCAUUUUUGUCAUUAACUUUCCCCUCUCAGCUUGCCACGCGCGAUAAAGAGCCUGCAACAACUGUAGCACGUUCGUACUUCAGAUUAUUAUGAGUACCAGUUUCAUGUUACUCUACGGUCAAGAGCUGCAGUUUCAGAUUCCUACCUAGGGGCCCAUUGGGCCUGGUCCAGUUCCCUCGAGUGUCUAACACCGGUUUUCCAGCGCGUGAGUCUUGAGAUUUGACCUCCUUUCCCUACUUCAAGUAUAAGAUUCAACACCAGUAACAUUAAUUUACAUGAAUAUCUGGACCCUUUUGGCAACAUUGCAAUAUUUUACUCUUGUUUACAGUGUUAAAAAAUUUCAAUCAAAAGAAACGAUAAAAAAGUUGUACGUGCGACCCAUUAAGCCUCUCCUGGCCCAAAUGCUAGGUCUAGUCUAGAUCUACAUAUAAGUUGCUAUGUGUUCUUGUUCACAUUGUUGUUUAGAUUCAGAAAGAAAUGCAAGUGUUUAGCCACAAAAAUCAGCACCACAUUCUUUCACCUUUUUCACAUUAUUUCCGUUCUUUUUCGAAAUCCUGUUUCCGUCACUCGAGAUCGUUAUUAUGAAUCUCGUGGAGGGGUCAAGUGGGAAUGGAGAAGAAGGGUUCAAAUGCUCAGGCAAGGCGUGUAGAUCAACCGCGGGUGGAGUGAUAGCAGACUGUGUAGCAUUGUGUUGCUGCCCGUGUGCAGCGGUGAAUUUAUUGACUUUAGCAUUUAUAAAAGUGCCUUAUAAGGUGGGAAAAAAGUGUGUGAGGAAAAUGUGGAGGAAGAGAAAGUUGCAUGUUGAUUACAGAGAGGGAGAGAGAGAGAGGGAGAUGAGUGUAGGGUGGAAAUUAGAGAUAGAGAGGUUGGAGAGGAGAGAAUCAUGGGAAAUAGAAGAGGAAGCAGAGAGGGUUUGGCAGGAAUUGUAUGAGCAGCUUGGUCAUGUGGGUUUUGGUAGAGUUUCUUUUACUGGUGAUUUUUUUUCUUCAGACAACAACUUAAAGUUGCUUUAGUUUCAUCUUAUCUUCUUCUUCUUCAUCUUAUCUGUCACAUGAUGGUGAUGAAUGAUGAUAUACAUAUAUUUUUUUAGAUUAAUUGAUGGUGUAUUGUAGUUUGGAGCUUGUAGGUAUGUUCGAUAAACAUUCUAACUUUUUCUAUAGAAAAAAGUUCGAUUUCUUUCCUGGUGUUGGUGUUGACGACUGUUAAUUUCGAUUUCGUUUAAAACAUGAAAUGUUUAAUACAUGUAUAAAAUUAUUCAA